CAGUCGGAUUACUUGAAUAUGCUAAACAGCGUGGUAUUGAUCUAACAUACUGGUCUACUAUUGGCGGUGACAACACCAAUGUUAACUCUGGUUAUAAAGUAAGUUCGUUGCGAAGAUCUCUAUAUUAAUAUUAUAUGAUUUGUAAUCUAUAUUCCCUCAUACUAUUCGUCCCCACCAACGGUACUUUGACCCUCGAAAAUAAAAUGUGUAGGUCUAGUAUAUAAAAACCGAAGGUUUGUCAUUUUCGGCAACAAAUAAUUAUAUACGUUUUCUAUUAUAAUAAAAUAGUUUGAUGAUUGAUGAUACAAAUUUACAACGCAGGGAGGAGCGUUCCGAGAACUGGAAAUGAUGCUGAAACGAGAAUUACAGAGAUCACUUUGUCUAUUGCACCAGGUUGAGCUACCAUUACGGAAACUAUUCGUAUUCUAUGGUGGGACUUUCACGGCUCCUGGUUCGUUUGGAGGACCGAUCGGAGACCUUAUAAUGUCUGACAAUCUUCCUGAAGUAACUACGUACAAAAAGAUAAGCUGCAAUUUUCCACGCAUCCCUGAAGAGGUGCUCAAUAAAAUGUCCAACGAUAGUGUACUCAUGUACAAGUAUUGUAUAGCUAUUGACACUGGCCGGCCUUUCCGAUUUGUUAACGGGAAAAUUGACAGAUUUGUCAACAACAAAAUCGGAAACUGCUCAACUGCGAGAUGGAUUACCCUGGGAACCAGGAUACUCCGUCUCUACAUGACCAGUUCCUCCUAUAACUCCCAUUGCGCAGAGAUUUUGGAAAGGAUGGCGAAUUUCAUCGUCCAUGUAUAUUAUAAGGUAUUUGCCAAUAUAAAGCUAAAGCCCAAGUUGACAGAUGCAGCCGUGCAUAUAUUUGACGAAAUAAGGUUAGCAAGGGAGAACUGUCAACCGGAGGAGAAGAAAAUCGUAUAUGAAUCGAUUCAGCAAAACGCUUUCAUGGCCCAUCCUGAGAGCGUCAUCUUGGCGAUGCUAGCGGAUGAGAAAGGAGUGAUACGUCAGAGGGGUAUCUCUAUCGUGAAGUAUAUCCGUGCUUCAGAAGCCUACGACCGCUACAUCGAAACAGAAUCUGGGUCUCGACUACCCAAAAAGAUAAGACAGUACAUCUCACCUCAGAUUAACUUUGAUUGCAAAAGCUUUAUCGAUAUGUUUGUGUCGGUUUACCAGGUAGUCAAAAAACCAGAGAUACCACUCGAUUCUCAAGGACGGUUCCUACCUUUGCGUCAUGCUGACCGAAGCGUAUCAAUGAUGAAACCCCCGAAACGGCUUAUGUUUAAGACCAAGCUGGGAUCCUGGGAGCCGAUCACUGCCCCUCCUUUAAUCAGACAACUAAGCUCUGUGGAGUUGGAUGAUAUAAUAAAUACUCCACUAAGUUGUAGUAUUCCCUGUCACACCCAGUCAGUGGAACACACGGUCGCUCUGGUCACAGGAUCAACGAAGAGAUAUCGGUCGGAAGAUACCCAACUUGCCAAUAUGCUGCAAACUGCAGCGGCCAGAAAGAAUCUAAGUGGCCGAGUUACUCAUAAAAGAUUUUGUAUGGACCCGGACCCUAGCAAUUAAAGAAUACAGAUUUUAUAACUUUAAUUUUCCUAUCUUCAAAUUCAAUUAUUAUUGUAUCAUCUCAAAAUUUACGUUCACGCAUUUUGGAGCAACUGAAAUUGUUUUUUA
Molecule: messenger RNA, 1680 nt
Organism: Bolinopsis microptera
Lineage: Eukaryota; Metazoa; Ctenophora; Tentaculata; Lobata; Bolinopsidae
Exons: 6
Coding region: 346-1572 (408 amino acids)
Source: RefSeq, a predicted model, not a curated record